GAAUCUUUGAUUUGCCGCCAAAAGAUCCGCGGGGUGCAAGUGAAAUACAGUAAUUCAAAGUGUCUAGUGCGUAAAAGGCGGCCCUGCCCUGUUGAAGAUGGAGACGAAUACAGAUAAUACAGCUGUCGAGAAGAAGGAAGAAGAUAUGAGCCCCAAGGAAAAGGCGUUUAUGCUUCUUGCUCAGGGCAAAAGGCAUUACCUCGUUAAAGAUUACUUCGAAGCAGUGGGAUGUCUGGCAACUGCGUGUGAACUAUUGGCUGAAGUGUAUGGUGAAGCUGCAAAUGAGUGUGGAGAUGCCUAUUUCAGUUACGGAAAAGCGUUACUCGGCCUCGCAAGAGAAGAGAACGGUGUGCUAGGCGAUGCUGUUGAAGAACGUGACGAUGAAGAGGAAGAGAACGAGCAGGAGGAACAAGAAGCUGGUGCGGAAGAUAAUUGUGAGAAGGAGGAAUCUGCAAAACAUGAAAAUGAGAAAGUAGAAGAUACUGCUGCGGAUAAUGCUCCCACUGGAGAUAGCGAACCUGUUGGUAGCGAGGAUAAUGUAGAGGUUGAUGGUGAGAAAGAUGACGAUGAUGAUGCUGAGACAGUGAGUAAUCUGAAAUUGGCGUGGGAAAUGUUGGAACUCGUGAAAAUUAUUUUUCAGAGACAAGCUGACAACGACCAAAACAUUAAACUUAAACUUGCAGAAGUACACAUGUAUUUGGGCGAGAUUGGUUUAGAAUCUGAAAACUAUACUUCAGCUAUAGAAGAUAUAAAUAGAUGUUUAGAAAUUAGAAAGAAACUUCUCAAAACCGAUGAUAGGUGUGUAGCGGAAACAUUGUACCAGCUAGGCUUAGCUCAUUCACUUGCAAGCAAUUUCGACGAAUCUAUAAAGUACUUUUCCGAAGCUGUUGAGGUGCUGGAAGAAAGAAUUAAAAUCCUGGAGCAGAGAAAGGACAGUGGCAGUGAAGUGGCGGAAGAAUCCAAAUCUGAUGCAUUUUAUACUAUAGACGGUGAAAUCACAGAAAUAAAGGCUUUACUGCCUGAGAUUAAAGACAAAAUUCAGGAUAUGAAAGACUUCAAAAAUGAAACAUUGAAGGCGAUGUUUGAGAAGCGCUGUGAAGAUCAGCAGGGAAGUUCUGGUCAGGCUGGUACUUCGUCUGCAUCGUUAUCAACAUCAGCUUCAUCCACUGAAUCAAAGCCGGUGUCCAAUAUCACCCAUUUAGUGAGGAAGAAGCGUAAGUUGGACUUGGAUAUGUCAGAUAGUAAAAGGAGUAAAACAGAACCUGAGCAAGAUCUAGUGUAAUCCACGUUAAUUUGAAGAGACUCCAAUCCCUGUUAUUGCCAUACCGAGUAGAGGACUGUACAUCACGUAAUGCACAAAACGAAAUCAGCAUUUGACCUUACGAUUAUUGAAACAUUCUUAGGACUGAAAUUCAAAUGCUGGUUUAACUUUUUUUUUGGUGCGAAAUACGUAUGGUACUGUAUUUUUGUUCAAAACAAAGAACAUUGGUUACUCUCUGUCAAGACGUGGGUUAAAUAUGGCACAUAUUUGUUAAAAUUGUAAUUUAAAGGAAAGUGAUUGUCUUGGCAGUUGGGUUAUAUGUAGUAGAUUGGAUGACUUAAAUGUUUAUAGAACUUAACAUUACAUUCAGAAUGUUUGGUGAGUUAGUAUACAGAUCUAGGACUCUAUUAAUUGUAUCUUGCCAAGAGGUGAAGUUUAUUUUAAUGUCAGUGUAGAUCAUAAUUUAAUCAUAUCCAAGAUCACAUGUUGACUAUCUGCAUACUGUAAGCUUACAUAGUGAAACUGAUAUGAGCAGACUGACAAAAAUCUCAUCCCUAGGAAUAGUCUACAUCAAAUGGGCAUUGCAUUCAUAGGUCUAGUACUUUUACUUCACAAUAUCAGCACUUUCUAAGUGCAUCUCUUUACUAACUAGGGUGAUUACAGACAGAAUUUUGAUAUUAUUUUCUGUGAAGAAGUUGAGUGUGUAUUUAUUUUCAUAAGGUGUGUGUGUGUGUGUGUGUGUGUGUGUGUGUGUGUGUGUUUAGACAUUUCAUUGGUAUUUGACUGACUGAAGAAACUUGUCAGGUCUCGUGCAUGUUAACUUCAUGAGAAACCCAAAUUUGAUGAAAACAUAUGAAAUGUACUUUUUUAAUGGGCAAAUAAAGCUAAUUUGUAAACCUUUUUAAAUUUGUGCAAGAUCACUUUGGAGCUGUGAAGAGUGGUAAAUUUCUUGUAAAGUAUAUUUACUUAUGCAUGCAGGGAGAAAAAUAGGAACAGCAAACAUUUCGUAUGUUUUUAUAUUUUAUUUUUCUCUUAAAAAUAUGCCAACUUUGAGUUAACAUGGAAAUGGGUCUUUGAAUGUGAAUAUCCAUGGUGUACUAUAAACGAAGUAGCUGCCACGUAGCAUUGAUUUCAACAUUAGAUUAUCAGUGUAAAUGUUCGUUGGGGAUGGUAUCUUUCUUUCUGUGUUCUGAGCAUUAACCCCUAGAGCCAGUAGGCAUAAUGUCAGUGCUAGAGUUUAAAUUGAGUUCUGAAUUAGAUUGCAACUGGACAUAUUUAACGUAUUCCAAGUUCAGUUAGAAUUGAGGUAGUGUAAAAAUGUAGACCUGGUUGAGAUUAGGGCACACAUCCUGUGGACUGUUAUCCUUACAUUUGUUAGUGUAGUGUUGUAUAUGUUAGAACACACCAGUGCACUGUUGAGAAAAAUUAAAGGUACUGUGACACAUUUGUGACAAUAUAAAAUGGAGAGAAAAAAUGGCAUAUCAUACACUGUUAGGAUUAGCCUCUAUGGACUAUCUUGAAGUGAGACAUUAAUUUCCAACUUUUAUUGACACUAAAAUUCAUGGCACAAGUUCCACAUUGGACCUGUCCCCCCCCCCCUCCCCCCCCC
Molecule: messenger RNA, 2870 nt
Organism: Schistocerca serialis cubense
Lineage: Eukaryota; Metazoa; Arthropoda; Insecta; Orthoptera; Acrididae
Gene: Nasp
Product: nuclear autoantigenic sperm protein
Exons: 2
Coding region: 98-1282 (394 amino acids)
Biological process (GO): CENP-A containing chromatin assembly; DNA replication-dependent chromatin assembly
Cellular component (GO): nucleoplasm
Molecular function (GO): histone binding
Source: RefSeq, a predicted model, not a curated record